AUGAUCUUCCCAUUCGUUGGACUUUUCGUCUCCUUGGCUCUCUGGGGCACGUUUUUUCCUGUUCCAGGAUUAAUCGAGCCCGAGCAGAGCUUCGUGAAGCGUUUGUCGGGUGCUAUGGGAGCAACGGCGAUGGUGAAGGGAGUCUACGACCUGGCAGAGGUCAUAUCCUCUGCGUACAUGGAUGAUCAUCUGCACAACGACUCCGUGUACGUCAACUUGGCUGGUUUCGAAAGCCUUGUGGACCACGUAAACCCCCUCAACACCAGCACAGAGACGUCACUCAGCGUGGUAUACCCGCUGUGGGAGGAGGUCGACCAGCGGCCUGUCGUGAACAUCACCGUUCGCGAUAGCCCCCGCCGGCAGACAUAUUUAUCACCCAUGGCGUGUCUGCUGUUCGCCUUGUUCGUCGUGUUCUACACGAUGGGUUUCGCUACCUUCAUGGUGUUCCUUUGGAGAGGAAUCGUUUCCCUGUGUGCUUACACACCGGGAGAGGUGACUGAGAAGCCUGAUCGAUGCUUCGGGGGUGUCCCCAAGGUAGUCCACUACCUUGCCACCGACAGGGCUCUGUCUCUUUACGAGGAGAUGGAGACUCUGGUCGAAGGGAGCCAGUCCUCGGAGCUCAUCAAGUCGGGUCCUCUGGUCACUUCUCCUGCCAGUUCGGGCACUGUGGCUCUGUCGACGAUGCAACCGGCAUUGACGGUGAGUAUCCUCCGCGAGGUGGAGAAAGCCAUCUCUCGCCAGCAUCGCCAGCGUGAGCUCGCAGUUGUCUCCGAGCUGGACUUUCGCACCGCCAAAGGGCAGGAGGACUGCACCCCCAUCAGCGCCGCGGACGUAACGCUCACAACCGCUACCCCGGACCCGUCCGAUGUUAUCGGCUCGGAUGCUCUCCGCUCACCCCGGCAGUGGGCCCUCGUGGUUCGCCGUCCGGAGAAUCUGGCAUCAGUUCUGGUGCUCCAGCUCGCGUGCGCCCUGCUCGCGAGUUGGGAGAGAUAUACCGUCUCGGUGGUCCCUGACUCUCCAGGCGGUGAAGCGGCCGAAGAGCAAGAGCUCGAAGCAGAAGGCGGGACCUCCCCGGCAAGUCGCCGACGCAAGCGGCCCAGCCAGGCCAAGAGGAAGCGCUAUGCACGGAGGCUCAGAGAAGCACAGGAUGAACUGUUCGAGGAGGCCGCACAGGCACUCUCGACAGCCCGUUCAGGCAACUGA
Molecule: messenger RNA, 1203 nt
Organism: Aspergillus wentii DTO 134E9
Lineage: Eukaryota; Fungi; Ascomycota; Eurotiomycetes; Eurotiales; Aspergillaceae
Exons: 1
Coding region: 1-1203 (400 amino acids)
Source: RefSeq, a predicted model, not a curated record